Messenger RNA from Brassica oleracea var. oleracea, 1494 nucleotides. Its product is annotated as purple acid phosphatase 10-like. The record is from RefSeq and is a predicted model, not a curated record. Gene Ontology annotation, molecular function: acid phosphatase activity. Lineage: Eukaryota; Viridiplantae; Streptophyta; Magnoliopsida; Brassicales; Brassicaceae. The coding region runs from base 75 to 1268 and encodes 397 amino acids. The transcript has 7 exons.
UUCUCCGUCUUUAUAAGAAUAGCACAUUUCACAAAAGCUAAUCUCAGCACUCAAGAAGAAAACAAAAAAAACCUAUGAAAAUGGGUCGUUUCGAAGGAUUUUAUCUUAGUGUUGUUCUGAACAGCUUCUUGUUGUUCUGUCAUGGUGGCACAACAAGUAGAUAUGUCAGGAGGUUAGAGGCAACGGCUGAUAUGCCACUCGAUAGUGAUGUAUUUUGUGUUCCUCCUGGUUGCAAUGCACCUCAACAGUAUGACACCAAGUACUACUAUAUGGUAGGUGUGGGACAAACCGAACGCACGUUCUGGUUCCUCACUCCUCCUAAACCUGGUCCUGACGUUCCCUACACGGUUGGUCUUAUUGGGGAACUUGGGCAGAGUUUUGAUUCUAACAUAACCUUAACACAUUAUGAGAAUAACCCAUUGAAAGGUCAAACAAUUUUGUUUGUUGGGGAUUUCUCAUACGCUGACACAUACCCGAACCAUGACAAUAAUAGAUGGGACAUUUGGGGAAGAUUUGUUGAAAGAAGCACAGCAUAUCAGCCCUGGAUUUGGACCGUAGGAAACCAUGAACUUGAUUUUGCCCCCCAGACUGGAGAAACCAAACCAUUUCAGCCAUUCAAGCAUAGGUACCGUACUCCUCACCGAUCAUCAGGCAGCACAGAACCAUUCUGGUACUCUAUAAAGAGAGGUCCAGCUUACAUAAUCGUGCUGGCUUCAUAUUCAGCAUACGGUAAAUACACGCCGCAGUACAUGUGGCUUGAACAAGAAUUCCCAAAGGUUAACAAAACAGAAACGCCAUGGUUGAUUGUUCUGAUGCAUUCAACGUGGUACAACAGCUACGAUUACCAUUACAUGGAAGGAGAAACCAUGAGAGCGAUGUAUGAGCUAUGGUUCAUCAAGAACAAAGUAGAUGUUAUUUUUGCGGGUCACGUCCAUGGCGAAAGAUCAGAAUGUAUAUCCAACAUUGCGUACAAUUUGGUUAAUGGAAUUUGCAGUCCAGUGAAAGAUCUAUCUGCUCCUGUAUAUAUCACCAUUGGUGAUGGAGGCAAUCUUGAAGGAUUGGCUACCAUAAUGACUGAGCCUCAGCCUAAGUACUCUGCCUUCAGAGACGCGAGCUUCGGACAUGCUAUAUCCUCAAUAAAGAACAGGACGCACACUUACUAUGGUUGGCACAGGAACCAGGAUGGCUGCGCUGUGGAUGGUGACACCAUGUGGUUCUUUAAUAGAUUUUGGCAUCCCAUUGAUGACUCUCCUGAUGAUGAUUCUUGAUGAGAACAUUAGUAUCUUAUUUGUAUGCAUCAAUUUUAUUGUACAUGUCCUUGUUCUAGAUCAAACAGCGAAAGUGUAGCAAAGAAUUAGAUCAAUAGACAAAUGCAGAAACUACAGAUUUUUUGAUAUAACUGUUUGGGUGUACCUAUUCUGGUUUAGAGAUUAUUAUGACUCAGAUUUUGUAUAUACAUAUUUUAAAUAUAAAAAAUUAAGAUCUUAUUUAAUA